Messenger RNA from Aphanomyces astaci, 1411 nucleotides. RefSeq lists its product as hypothetical. The record is from RefSeq and is a predicted model, not a curated record. The transcript is spliced from 7 exons. Gene Ontology annotation, molecular function: protein binding. The coding region runs from base 7 to 1101 and encodes 364 amino acids. Gene Ontology annotation, biological process: snRNA import into nucleus. Gene Ontology annotation, cellular component: cytoplasm; nucleus. NCBI's taxonomy places the organism in Eukaryota, Oomycota, Saprolegniomycetes, Saprolegniales, Verrucalvaceae.
GCAAAUAUGAUUAUCCGGACAGUAUUCGAAAACAUGAGUGCGCGGCGGGAAGCGUGGAAGCGGCUUGGUCUGUCGGCGGACCAGAGUCAAGAGAAGCGACGGCAGGAUGCCAUGGACAGACAGAAACAAGCUCGUCGCGAUCUUACGAUGCACGUGCGUUCGUUGGCGCUACCAAGUGUCGACAACGAACUGGAAGAGCUGACGAUCACGAUGAUGGACGCCGAGAUGGAGAUUUCAACGGCGGCAUCCAAGAGCCGCAAGAAAACCCGUGAGGACCGUGUGAAAGCCCGUCGCAGUCACUUUUCGAACCAGUUGAUGCAUCCCGAAUGGAUGGUGGACGUCCCAUCGACGUUGGUGCAAGCAUCGUCGACGUCUGGGAAACUCGACCACGACGACGGAUGGCUUGCCCUGCCGCGGCCAGACGGCAAACGGUGUCUUGUGAUUUCCUCCAACGGAAGUACGGUCGCGCGCACCAUAAGUGGCAGCAUCUUGAAGAAAUUCCCAUCGACCCUUCCAUGUGGCUCGCGCAAAACGAAUACCGGGCAAGACCAGUACUGCGUUCUUGACUGCAUCUUCCACGAAGCCAACGACACGUUUUACGUCCUCGACGUCAUGUGCUGGAAGGGCUACCUCUUGUACGACUGCUCGGCCGACUUUCGACUGUAUUGGCUUCGUGACAAGCUGGCCGAAACCACCGCGUCCAAAGUAUCGAAUGCAAACCCGUAUGCGUUCGAGCCCGUGCCAGCAUAUGAAUGUACGCUCGACGGAUUGGACACUGCGUACUCCACCACGUACCCCUUUACCAAGGACGGGUUGUUGUUUUACUGCAAAGCUGGCAUGUAUACAUUGGGCCUGACUCCAUUGGUGUUGUUGUGGCGCGACCGCCACACCAGCUUAUACGAGAACCAGCUGUCGAUUGUACUGCAAGUGCUAGACGACGGAGUGUCGUGCGCUACGCUGGAGAACGUGGUGCUGUUCACGUUUACCCCAGAGCUUGCCUUAGCUGAAGAGGUUUCAUUAUAUUGCUGUUUGCUUUUUAGUAUAAAAAAAUAUAUAGGUGGUGCCAGGGGACUUGGUGCGGGUGUCCGUGGCGUCGAUUGAAUGGCAGGACAACUUGAUUCACGUGACCGACGCUGUGUUUCAGAAACGAUGUUCGCCGCAACGAGGGAUUGCCGACAGCUGGACCAAACUGGCGCACGUCGGCCAAUCAACGUGCUCCAUGGCGCUGCUGCGAUCGGUGUUGAGCGACGAUGGCAAGGAUGCUGUCAUGAUGCACGACCAGUAGGUAUACACGAGGCGAGAAAAGAGGGCGAGCCGCCGAACUCGACGCACUUUUCAGUUGGCAAAAGGAUAUGAAAUAUAUUUGCCAAAAUGACCGAUAAAGUAUAUUGAUUUGUCAUCUAUAAUGGUC